Messenger RNA from Colletotrichum destructivum, 2560 nucleotides. RefSeq names its product Putative chromate transporter. NCBI's taxonomy places the organism in Eukaryota, Fungi, Ascomycota, Sordariomycetes, Glomerellales, Glomerellaceae. Gene Ontology annotation, molecular function: chromate transmembrane transporter activity. The record is from RefSeq and is a predicted model, not a curated record. The coding region runs from base 643 to 2253 and encodes 536 amino acids. The transcript is spliced from 4 exons. Gene Ontology annotation, biological process: chromate transport.
UUCCAGGCUAGCGUUUUGUCUCACUGCGAUCUAAACCACGAAUUCAAGUUGAAGAAUUCGGUUGCUGUCUGACUCAUGCCCAGCCCAGAGGUCAACCAGUAGAACCAUGACCUUGGUGACGACCCUCAAGACGUAAAGAGCCGGGCUUCCAAGUCAAGUCAAGCUUCUUCAUCCACCAAACUUGAUAUACAAAACCAGAGUCCAAUACAGAUGUCGAACUCACCUCGCGAGUCCAUGUUCCUGGACACGCCAGAAGUGGGGGGAGAAAAAGAAAUUCCUAAAACAACUCCCGCGACGGAUGUGGCUGAGUCUUGGCGUUGUAGUCACGGGGUAUGGCGUGCGCAGCCUCAGUCUGACAUCGGGCUGGCCACCCAGUUUGCCAAAUAGACACCCGGCACGACAUAUCUUCAGACGACGCUCGAGACGGGAUCGUUGGGGGAUCCGAUCUGCGCACCCGGACCCUGUAACCCAAACCCCGCGAAUUGGAAAUCUUGGGUCCUUGUACUCUGUAAGCAUUACUUGAAACACGAUUGAAAAAAAGAGAGGGGAGAAAGAGGAAGAAGGAAAAAAGACGAAGGAAGGUGUGAACUCCAUAUCAUCGCCAGGUUUCACACUAGAGGCCACUCAAGGACCCAUCCAAAGAUGUUGGCCACAACGUGGGAGCACAGCCUGCGGGCGAAUGCGGCGCGUGCGGCAGACGUCUUGAGGCACAAUUGGCAUAUGGGUGUCACAGCCUUCGGAGGCCCUCCGGUGCAUUUCAAAAUCUUUCACGACCGCUUCGUAAAGCGGCUGCGAUGGAUCGAUGAAGAGAUGUUCCAGGAGCUCUUUAGCAUCUCCCAGGCCCUCUCGGGACCCGCCAGCACCAAGAUGCUGUACUGCAUCAACCUUAUCCAGAACGGCCUCCUCGGCGCCAUCCUAGCGUUUUUCAUCUGGAGUCUCCCCGGUGCCUUGGGAAUGUACGGCCUCUCUGUCGGCGUCUCGGCCAUCGGCUCAUCCCUUCCGCGCGCCGUCUACGCCCUCCUUUCGGGCCUCAACGCCGCCACCGUCGGCAUCAUCGCCCUGGCGGCCGUCGAGCUCUCCAACAAGGCCAUCACCGACAGGCUCACCCGCACCCUCGUCUUUCUCUCCGCCGCUGCGGGCAUGAUGUAUAAUGCACUGUGGUACUUUCCCGUCUUGAUGUGCGCCGCGGGGUGCGCCACCGUCGUGCACGACUACCGCUGGGUUCACAAGCCUGCGCGGCGGGCCACCGGGAUGGUGAGGGCUUUACUGGGGAAGAGGAGAGAGAGGUCUUCCGCCGCCGCCGCAGCUGAAGGCGAGGGUGCUGAUCGCGGCGUCGAGCUGCAGACCACGACGAUGAUGGCGACGACGACCAUGGCCACGGACCACAGCAAGGAUCUCGGGUCCGUUGGAACCUCGUCCGCCGCCGCCCUGCGGCCCUCGUCGCCGCCCGAGCAGAGGACCGCCACGUCGACGCCCUCCGAACCGCGGGCAGCGACCCCAUCGCAGGAAGGCCAAGUCCGUAGCUCCCUGGCCGACGGCGAGCCCCGCGUCAUCCCCAAGGGGUUUCGCCUUGACUUCUCCUGGAAAGUCGGCACAGCCGUCAUCGCCGCCUUCUUCGCCACCUUUGUCGGCGUCAUGAUCGCCCGCGGCGUGGUCAAGGACCUGCCCAUCCUGUACAACCUGUUCUCCAACCUCUACCUCGCCGGAACCAUCAUCUUCGGUGGCGGGCCGGUGGUGAUUCCGCUUCUCCGCGAGUACAUCGUCGCCGAGGGGUGGGUGUCGCCGCGGGACUUCCUCAUUGGCCUAGCCAUCGCGCAGUCCUUCCCAGGGCCCAAUUUCAACUUUGCCGUGUUCCUCGGCGGCCUGACGGCGAUCAACGCUGGCCACUCGGCCGCCGUGGGCGCCCUCAUCGCCUACAUCGCCAUCUUUACCCCCGGCAUGGUCCUCGUCCAUGGCACCAUGGGUGUCUGGGGCGUGCUGAGGAGCAGGCCGUGGGUGAAGGCCGCAGUGCGCGGGGUCAACGCCGCGGCCGUCGGACUGAUUUACACCGCCGUAUACCGGAUCUGGCAGGUCGGAUACCUAGACGAGGGCUUCCAGUCCGGUAGGAGCUUGGGUGACGACCCGUGGUGGGUUGUUGUCACGGCUACCGCGUACGUGGGUGGCAGGUACUACGGCGUCGCAGCACCCUUUGCCAUCCUUCUGGGUGCCGUGAUGGGUCUGGUCCGAUACGGGGUCGUUUCUGGACGGGAAUGAUACCGGAGCAGUGUAAUUUGCCGCCAAAGACUAGUGGGGUUGUUGUGUUGUGAGAUGUUCGCACAGCAGGCACCUGCUUCACUCUAGAGACAAUCUCGGUGUUGCUAUAUAGCAGAUUCUCGGGAAACGGCCGCACAUAUGGUUCAAGCACGUGCUGUGCAAAGCACCGUCAUUUGGUCCACGCGUUUGUUUUGAUUCCGAGAUGGUCUGAGGCGAUAUAGCUAUGUAGCGUACAUGACCACCAGAAACCCCGUAUCGAAUCCCCUUGACAUCGACAACGCCGGUCUGGUCAUCGAACAUUGUCUGU